This is a messenger RNA of Lactuca saligna, 855 nucleotides long. The record is from the annotation of a GenBank genome assembly. NCBI's taxonomy places the organism in Eukaryota, Viridiplantae, Streptophyta, Magnoliopsida, Asterales, Asteraceae.
AUGGUUGCUGCAGACUUUGUAGUCGGGAUCGUAGGAAACAUCGUCUCUAUACUGAGUUUCACUUCUCCCAUAUCACAAUUUCGGGAGAUUGUGAAGAGAAAAUGUGCUGACAGCUACAAUGGAACACCAUAUAUUGCAACGCUUUUGAGUUGCUCUUUGUGGAUUUUGUAUGGACUACUUGACCCGGAUGAAGGUCUCCUUAUUGUCACUGUUAAUGCAGCUGGUGUCGCCAUGCAAUCCCUCUACCUCAUUCUACUUUUCAUUUAUUCAUCAAAGGAAAAAAGGGUUAAAUAUUUCGGGUUUGUGGUGUUGGAUGUUGUGUGUUUUGGAGUGGUUGUGGCUUUCACGCUUGUGGCAUUUGAAGGCGGAUCACGACGUACGUUUACAGGCAUUCUUUGUGCAACUUUCACAACAAUGAUGUAUGCUGCACCUCUGGCUGCAUUGAGAACAACAAUAAAGACAAAGAGUGUGGAGUAUAUGCCGAUUCUCCUUGUGUUCUCUCUUUUUGUCAACGGGUGUGUUUGGCUCACAUUUGCUUUGCUGGUCACAGAUGUUUUCGUCCUUGUGCCAAAUGCGAUAGGGAUAUUGCUAGGAGUCUUACAGUUCUGUGUUUACUUGAUGUGCAAAAACUCGACACCUAAAGCUAUGGUGAACGAAAAGGAAACUGAAAUUCAAGACUUUUCUUUUGGAGACAUUGCUGUUAUUGAUGUGAAAGCCAACAAUGCAAUUCCACAAAAGCGUGCUUUGAGUCGACUAGACGCCUUCCCGAUUAUAAGAUCGCCAUCCCUCAGCCCUAAGAGGCCCAACUCUACUCAACAUCAUGAAGCUGAUGUUGAACAUGGUGGUGCAAAUUAA